CACACAGAGACACCUGUAUACACACACACACACACACACACAGGCACGCAUACACACAGACAUGUACAUACAUACACAUGUACAUGCACACACACAUACAUGUACAUACACGCACAUACACAGACCCCUAUAAAAAGUUGCAGUACUUCCUUGUUCACUCACAGAGCUGGGUACUGCACUCUAGGGGGAAGCAGAGAGCACAGCACACACUCCUUCCUUUGCUUUCACUGCGCUCAGCUAUUGAGCAGUCUGACGGCUCCCAGUGCCACUGACAGAUCCGGCCUGAGCUCCAAGCCUGCUCAGCAAGACGGCCCUGGGGGACACACUCGCCCCCACCAUAAUUUCCAUUCGCCAUUAGCGAGCAGGCGAGUGGAAAUUUCAAGGCCUGCCAUAAACUGUACUAGGUGU
This is a messenger RNA of Staurois parvus, 408 nucleotides long. Lineage: Eukaryota; Metazoa; Chordata; Amphibia; Anura; Ranidae. The record is from the annotation of a GenBank genome assembly.